AUGCCCACGUCACCGCUCGCCGAUCGCGCGCCGCUGAGCGACGCCGACGCGAACGCGAACGCGAACGAUGAUGGAUUCAUGAGCCACGCGCCGCGCGCCAUCAAAUUACGAAACGUCGCGACGCACCACCCGGUGCGUAAACUCGGCCCGAGCACGGGCGUCGAGGCGAUCUUGGGCGGUGAUGAAAACGCGCCGUUCGCGCAGAACGCGCAGAGGAAGUGGAACGAGAACCGGGCGAGACAGCACGCGGGGGCGAAUCUGUUCGGCGCGGCGUCGCCGGCGAAGCGAGACGCGCGAGAGGAAAGAAUCAAAGAUGCGAAUGGGAAACUCGCGGACGUCGGCGCGAGGUACGACAUCGUGAGCGCGAAGACGUUAACGCUGCAAGAGUUGAGACAGGCGUGCCGGGCGCGAGGGGUGAAUCCUGGGGGAAGUAAGGAUGCGCUGUGCGAACGGUUGGAGGACGCGAUAAAGGCGGGCGCGCCGCCGCUGACGUUAGAUUCGAGACCGACGACGCAACGAAGUGCGAUUGGAGCGGGUGCGCGAUUUACGAGUAAGGCGUGCGAAGUGCGGGCGCCGUCGAUGGCGCAGCGCGAACUGCGCGAGUCGCAACAGAUUUGGCGAAGCCAGCAAAACGGACACGACAUCUUCGGGACGUCCUUCGGCGACGCGGAGACAAAGAAGCGGAAAGUCGUCGAGGGACCGAAGACGACGUUUUCAUUCGAAGCCAUCACGCAGUCGUACGUCGACGAGGGCGCUGUCGCGACGAAGGAGGCCGACGUCGCGCCCAAGCGUGCGAAGCGCGAAGCGCCGGCUUCCACGAAUCCCAUCACCGACGCCUUCGUUGAAGCGCCCAAGGCGGAGGUCGAGACGAUGGCGGACCAUCGCAAAUCGGCGUGGUCGAAUUUCCAAGGCGCGGGUUUGUUCUCCGAACACUGGACGACCGCGGAAGACGAAGCAGCGGCCGACGAGGCGCUCGUGAAAUCAUCCACCACCGAAACCGGCGCGUGGAAGACGCUCGAAGAAGAGCAAGACGAGCAGGACGAAGACGAGGCCGAGGCCAUCGCCGAGCGCGAGGCCGACGAAGCCGUCGCGGCGGCAGAGCGCGAGUUAGCCGAAGAGCUCGCUCGCGAAGAGCAAUCCGACUAG
Molecule: messenger RNA, 1146 nt
Organism: Ostreococcus lucimarinus CCE9901
Lineage: Eukaryota; Viridiplantae; Chlorophyta; Mamiellophyceae; Mamiellales; Bathycoccaceae
Exons: 1
Coding region: 1-1146 (381 amino acids)
Source: RefSeq, a predicted model, not a curated record